This is a messenger RNA of Lotus japonicus, 681 nucleotides long. RefSeq lists its product as uncharacterized. The record is from RefSeq and is a predicted model, not a curated record. The transcript has 2 exons. Bases 159 to 440 code for a protein of 93 amino acids. Lineage: Eukaryota; Viridiplantae; Streptophyta; Magnoliopsida; Fabales; Fabaceae.
UCUUACACUCAUUAGUUUUGCUAUUCAUGCAUCCAUACAUUUGUACAAACAUAUAGAAAGACGUGUGUGUGUCUCUGUCUCGUGUCACUUAUGGACUUCAAAAAUAAAUAAUCAAGAGCAUAUCUCAUCUAACUUGGAGUCCCCAUCUAAGCAAAGAAAUGAAGUCCAUCUCUGCCAUGUUUGUAGUCUUCUCUGUUCUCCUGAUUGUGAACCUCAGCCAUGGAAGAAAGGACAUGGGAGGCUAUUGGAAGAAUGUGAUGAAUGGCCAGCCUAUGCCUGAAGUGGUUAAAGACCUUAUUCAAGAUCCACAUGCAUCAGAUGCAGGAAAAGAUCAUUUUAUCAGGGACUUUGAUAUAAAGCCUAAUAAUGUUUCAAUAUUUCACACACAUGUGGUGCCAACAAGCAGGAGCAGAAGGCAUUUGACUAGAAAUUUGAACUAGUUGCUCAAGGUUCUUAAAGUCAUGGUUGAACAAACUAUCAAAAUGAGUUGAAACUGUUAGAAACAAACAAGAAAAUUGAGUCCAAAUAUUAUGUAUUAGUAUGUUGCAAUAAGGCAUGAGCAAUUAUGAUUAAGGUGCAGCAAUUGAUGAAAGCUUAAGCCACAUGUGUUUCCAUAUCUGUGGUACUUGGCUCUAGUCUUGUAUUAAGUAUCUCAACUAAUAAAAUCAUCUUUGUCUAUGC